Toxotes jaculatrix (banded archerfish) is the source of this 2784-nucleotide messenger RNA. It is a transcript of the gene card9, whose product is annotated as caspase recruitment domain family, member 9. The record is from RefSeq and is a predicted model, not a curated record. Gene Ontology annotation, biological process: regulation of apoptotic process; positive regulation of canonical NF-kappaB signal transduction. The transcript is spliced from 13 exons. Lineage: Eukaryota; Metazoa; Chordata; Actinopteri; Toxotidae. Bases 740 to 2410 code for a protein of 556 amino acids.
AGAAACCAAACGGUCCUGAGCUGCAGCUUCAUGCUUCAGCAGCGUCUCUCUGCUCUAUCACCUGUUAUAUUGUUGUGUUCUCUCUUUUUGUUUGUUGUUUAUGUUUUUGUUUCUUUGACCGUCCUGCAGAUGUUGUGACGUUCAGAACAGAUGUUCAGAGAAAGAGAGAAUGAUUCCACCUGUGUGUUUACGUCCUGUACAGGUGUGAUGUGAUUGGUGGAUUGGGAUGAAUGCGACGAAUCGUGUCAGUGCCAGCCAGAGGGGGUGGAGACUGAACCGCAAACAGGAAGCGAGAGAAACGACUUCUCCCUCAGAAAACACAGAGACGACGACAGAGACAGACGGACAGAGAGACGGAGAGGGCGACAGGCCAAGGGACAGAGAGAGUGAGACAAGGAGAAAGACAGAGAGGGUGACAGGACAAGGGACAGAGUGAGACAGACAGGGAGAGAGACAGAGAGAGAGAGACACCAUAGAGUUAAUGGCCAUGUGUAUCAGGACAGUGUAGCUGUGUGAACUGUGUGUGUGUGUGUGUGUGUGUGUGAGUGUGAGUGUGUGUGUGUGUGUGUGUGUGUGAGUGUGUGUGAGUGUGUGUGAGUGUGUGUGUGUGUGAGUGUGUGUGAGUGUGUGUGAGUGUGUGUGUGUGUGUGUGAGUGUGUGUGAGUGUGUGGGUGUGUGUGAGUGUGAGUGUGUGUGAGUGUGUGUGUGUGUGUGUGUGUGUGUGCCUCAGUGUGCAGUGAUGGAUGGAGUGUGUGAGGACGACCUCUGCUGGCUGCAGCUGGAUGAGUUCAGGAUGUUGCUCAUCAAAACCAUCGAACCGUCGCGGAUCACUCCGUACCUGCGACAGUGUCAGGUGAUCAGUGCUGAGGAUGAGGAGCAACUCUUCAACGACCCCACCCUCGUCAUCCGGAAGAGAAAAGUUGGAGUCCUGCUGGACAUCCUGCAGAGAACAGGGGUCAAAGGUUACACAGCCUUCCUGGAGAGUCUGGAGCUGGAUUAUCCUCAGCUGUACAGUCGAAUCACCGGGAAGAAGCCUAACAAGACCUUCAGCAUCCUCAUCGACACAGCAGGAGAAUCUGGUCUGACUCAGUUCCUGAUGUCUGAGCUCAGCCGCCUGCAGAGGGCGUUUCAGGAUGAGAGGAGACGCCGCCAACAGGCUUGCUCUAUCGCCAAGGAACAGGAGGCGCGGUCUCAGCAGCAGCAGCUGAGGGAGCAGCAGCUGACGAAGCUGAGCGAGCACCUGCAGAAGGUUCAGGGCGAGCGGGAGCGGCUGAGCGAGGAGGUGAAGCAGCUCAGAGAUCACAACUACAGCCUGAUGGCCGACAUCAACACUCUGAACCAGGAGAAGAGCAACGCCCUGCUCGCCAACAGAGACCUGCAGAUAGAGGUGGAGCGUCUGAAGCACACCGUGCUGCGAGCUGAGACUCGGCUGCUGAGACGACGGACGCUGAGGCCGCUGCAGGAAAGCAGGGGUCUGGCCCUGCCCACAGAGACCUUCUUCCACCCCAACAGACUGGAGGAGCAGAAAGAGGAGGAGGAGGAGAAAAAACAGGAGAAGAAGGGGGAGAAGAAGGAGGAGAAAAGACAAGAUACAAAGGAGGAGAAGAAGGAGGAGAAAAGACAAGAUACAAAGGAGGAGAAGAAGGAGGAGAAAAAACAGGAGAAGCAAGGAGUUCAUCCUCCUCAGCUCAACCUCCUAUCUACAGUGUUCAGACUGAGGAGAGAACUCCACAGAGCAGAGGAGCAGAGAGCCAGGUGUCAGGAGGAGAAGGAGGAGCUGGAGCUGCGCUGCAAUCAGCUGAAGGGAGACACCAAGAUGUUCCGUCAACAAAACAAACAAACCCUCAGACAGCUGCAGGAGGUGAUCAGAGAGAGGGACAAGGCUGUGUUGUCACGGGCGGAGCAGCAGGAGGAGGUGCGGCUGCUCCUGCAGGAGAAGGAUCAGUACAGGGAGCAGGUGAGGCAGCUCACAGAGCAAUGUGAUAGGCUGGAGCUUCUCCUGCUGAGAUCACAGGGGGAGGAGCUACAGCUGAAGACACGCCUCCGCAGACUCACCUGCAACACCCACCAGUGGGAGAGGAGUGUGAGCAGUGAGGAAGAGGAGGAACCAACAGAGAACGCUGGGAAAGGCAGCAGUGAGGAGGUUUGCAGUGGAACGUCGGGGGAGAACAAGGAAGCAGCAGUGCUGCAGCAGCACAGCUCUCCUCAAGGAGGCGCUGCAGAGUCUGAACAGAAGCCCAGCACUGCUGCAUCAUGGGAUAAGCAGACAGAAGACUGCCUGACCUUCAGAAGUCGACCGAACUUCUGUUACCGCAGGAAGCGAGCCCUCAGGUCAAAGUUCAUCUGUAAGGAGUACACAGCUGGUAACCUUGACGACAGCAGUGGCAGUGACAUCACCGACUCUGACUGAACACACCUGCGAUCACAUGAUCAAACAUCACCUUAACUCAGACACAGUUAUUAGUUAUUUACUUUAAUGUUUCUGGAUCGAAGUUUUUUUCUGUUUGAGCUUUUAUUUCCUGUUUGUAUUGAUCACUGAUCAGUCCACCUGUUUGUUGAAGGAGGCUGUUGCUUUGUGAGCACACAGGUGAAAGUCCUGCAGAAAACCUCAGAGCCAAUAACCAGAAACUACAGAGAUUCAAAUCAAACCAAAGCUGAAGCUGAAACAUUAAGUUUCAGGAAAAAUGGCUCGUCAUUAUCAGAACAGCUUCCAGUGAACGUUCUGUUGGUUUCUGCUGAACUUGUAUUUUCUGGACAUUUCUAAUAAAAACAGAUUUCAUAAAC